AUGGAGGUGGACGGGGCGCCGGACCUGACCGACUUCAUGAACGACUGGUUCUUCGGAACGGUCGGCGCGCGGCACAGUGGUGGCGGCGGCGGCGGCUACGACCUGACUGGCGAGAGCAGCAAGAGGCUCGCAUCGCCAGCGGGCAACAAGAAGCAGGGGAAGAGCGGCGGCGGCAGCAGCGCGAGCAAGCAAACGCAGGAUUGGCUGGAGGAGGCGAGGAGGAUGGUCGGGGCCGGAUCACCGGGUCCGAAGGGCGUCGGGUCGCCGUCCAGGCAGCUGCCCAGGUUCGCCGGCGGAUCUGGGACGGAGCCCUCGCCGACGCUCGACCGCCGGGACCCGAUGUCGCGGUCCGCCAGAAGGUAA
Miscanthus lutarioriparius is the source of this 363-nucleotide messenger RNA. The record is from the annotation of a GenBank genome assembly. NCBI's taxonomy places the organism in Eukaryota, Viridiplantae, Streptophyta, Magnoliopsida, Poales, Poaceae.